Pocillopora meandrina is the source of this 6489-nucleotide messenger RNA. NCBI's taxonomy places the organism in Eukaryota, Metazoa, Cnidaria, Anthozoa, Scleractinia, Pocilloporidae. The record is from the annotation of a GenBank genome assembly.
AUGGCGCUUACAACGGAUCAAUACCUAGAAAAGAUCGGUAGCUUUGGUCGCUAUCAGAUUCUUCUCCUCGUAUUCCUAAAUGGCCUGAUUUUCUUCUGGUUUGGUUGGCCUGUGAUGAUUCCGGUCUUCAUCACCGCUGAGCCACCGUGGAGGUGUGUGGCAAAUAGCAGCAUCUGUAAACUAAACGGCACCAUGAAUUCUAGACAUCCUGACUAUAGUUUCAGAUGUAAUAUUUCUCGUGAUCAGUGGGAGUUUGUGGACGAUUUCACUUCAGUCGUGACAGAGGUAACAUCAGUAAAAAAUCAAAUAGAUGCUUCUGCGUCCUGAUCUGAGUAAGCCCUGAUUGUUAGCACUUCAGAAGGUCUGCAAGGGGUCUGGCACUAAUAAUGCUCAUAUCAGCGCCAUACCCCUAGAGGACUUCUCCCCGACUCGUCUCAAAUCUUCCCGCGGGCUGCAAAACGUGCGUCCUGCAGUGCUGAUAAUGAGGGCCUUCUCACAGGCUACGUCCUGAUGAAUAUGAUGUCUUUGUUGGAAAGGACAGUGUAUCGCCUAGAGUCGAUGGGGGCUCUUCUAAUUUCAAGGAAAAAAGAAGUGCCAUUCGUCGCCUCUAAUUUUGUAAGAUACUUUGGGAGUAUUCUCAAAUCCUAGAAUGGAAUUUCUUCACACUCCCCUUGAGAGGUCUUUAACCCUUUAACUCCUAGAUCAAAUUUGUAAUUCUCCUUUCUGUCAAGAAAAUCCCCAAAUUGAUAUUUUUCUUUAUUCUCAUCACUUAUUUGGUUGAUUCUGUAUUGAUAUUGUAAGGAGAAAUUCUCUCUUGGUCAUUGAGGAGAGUUAAAGGGUUAACUGCUCAUUCAGAGGCGCCAACUAGAGCCUGUUCGUUGGUUCGAUGAGUGGUCACAUAAAUUAAAAGAGGCCUUUUUUCCCAUAAUGUAACUUGAAGAGGCAUUCAUGACCGUGGAGAAAAGAAGUAGUGGCUCAUUAUAGAUUUUCAGGAGGCAUUGCCAUUCAGAAAUAUCAAAUAAUGAUUUGGUUAUCAACUAAGUUAAUGAUGUAAAUUGGCCACAGCAGAGAGUUUCCAAGGUUAACCCCAGAGCGGCGAAGGACGAGUGGCUAACGCUCGAAACAUCCAUUUCCGAAACUCUUUAGGGUGGUCAAUUUACAUUGUAAAUUCAGCUGAUAAAACCAAAUCAUAAUGCAAUACCUCAACCUUUAUUAGGUAAUAUCAACUGCUUUCAUACUGAGCUAAGUGAUUAUGAAAAAUAACUUACUUUUUAAAAUAAAAGUUUUUUAUUACUAUUAUAAUUAAUAUUGCUGCCAUCCUUAGACCUUAUUACUGCCUGACUUAUUUGCCUAUAGUUUGAUCUGGUGUGCGAGCGUGGUUUGUACGGUACCAUAGGAUCAUCCAUGAUUUUCGUUGGCUUCUUUUUCGGAGGAAUUGUUGUUGGUCCUUUCAGUGAUAAGUUUGGCAGGAAGAUCACCAUGUACUUAUCUGGCCUCAUCUUGUCAGUCAUGAGUCUGUUGGCAGCUUUUCCUGAAGCUUUUUGGCUCUUUGCACUCCUCAGAUGUUUGAUUGGAUUCGGGAUAGGUCAGUGAAUUGACCAUAAGGAACGUUAAAAUGAAAAGAGUCUUUCCAGUCAGUGAUGAAACACAGUCACCUGUAUGUGAUGUAAAGUUCUACAAAAAUUUUUACGCCAUUCGAUAAAGCAUAGCGCUUGUAGUUCAUGCUGAGAGCAAAUGACAUUGGAAGAAACAGGACUAGGUCAUGUACCACCCAAAACUGCAUUACAAAAAGUGUUUUGGCAUCUUUUAAAAUGGAAAUUGAAAUUAUCGCAGGUAAUCUUGAAAGAAAAGUUUGCCCCAGAAACUAUACAAGUAUUGUGUCUACCUUAAACUAAAUAUGACAUUGGAGACAGACCGCACCUACUACACCUUCCGAAAAUUGUUUUCACAUGUGCCAUGAGAAUGAUUACCGAUGCCAUCAUGUUCAAUAUUGCUUAAUAGCCCGGCCACAAACCUGUUAUGCAAAAUAACAAAAUUGCACCUCCCUUUCCACCAAGAAAUCUAUUUAAAUAAUGAGAAGGUGCACCAAAGGGGUAUUCCUAACUAAGAAUAAUGACUUUUCUGUGAUAAACAGAGCAAAGGCUGGUUAUGAGGCGUGCGCUGUGGCUUUACGUGUACUUCCAGGUUAUUUAGUUGCUCUCAAAAUGUCGGUGUCUAAAGUCGAAAUUAGUUUAAGGAUAGAAAACAAGAGCUAACCACGCCAGCACUUUCAAGGUACACUAACUAUUCCUAAGUUACACCUUUGAAGGGUUAAGUAUGUAUAUUCAUGCCUCUUUUUUCUACAUCAGGCGGGUACAGCAUCGCCGCUUAUGUUCUUCUGACCGAGCUCGUUGGAAUUCGUCAUCGCAGCACUGCGGGCUGCUCCAUUUGGUAUUCCUUCAAUCUCUCCAACAUGGCGCUGGCCGGGCUGGCAUAUCUUGUGAGGGACUGGAGAAAGCUAUCAAUCAUAAUGGCGAUUCCAGCAAUUCCAUUCGUGAUUGGAUGGUUGUGAGUUGAUAUUUAUUUUUUUAUUAUUAUUUUUAAUGAGUAUAGAUAGCGAUACUUCCCCUUAUCGUGACCUUCAACAAUUAACAACCGCAACAUUCUUUCCUUACGACUCCCAGCAUCAUAAACGCUUACUUUUGCACGAAAUGAAGUUCAAUCUAUUUAUCAAAUUCAUUUCUUUUUCUCAGUCUUACUCCAGAGUCAGUGAGAUGGUUUCUUGUGAAGGGCGAAACUGAAAAAGCAGAACAAAUCCUCUACAAGGUUGCCAAAUUCAACAAGAAACCAAUACCUCAAGAACCGCUACAGGAUUGUGAGAAACAGCGACUGGGAGACUUGCGGGACUUGUUCAAGACGCGCGCUAUGACUCACAAAACACUCAUAUCUUGGUAUUGCUGGUAAAUACCUUCUGCUUUUUUUUUUUUUAAAUCAAUACCUAGCUCUAACAUCUGAUUAUUCUCUAAGUGGAUGGCAAAUUUGGAACAAAAACUCAAACUUGAUUGUUUACAUUUAAUUGUUUCACUGAACGACCCAAUUUCACUGGAAAUUCGCUCGGUACCCAUCAAGUAUACAAGAAAGUUUUAAAUUCAAUUGAUGAUUACCGUUAUUCCUGAUCAUAAAACAUUUUUAAAAUAAAAGAUAAAAGAUAAAACCGCUUUGCAGUUAAUAUAAGGAUAAAUAGUCAGUUAAGCCAAUCAAUCCAUGAACACUUAAUCAAAUAAAGUAUACGAGUUUUUCUCUCAUGAACAGGAGGCUUGCCACUGCAACUCAGCGUCAAAAAUCUCCAUGUGGAUCGAAAGAAAAUCGAGAAAAAGCCUGUGGCUUUUCGCCCCUUGACAUGACUGUUAUAGAGUUUUAGAAGAGUGAGAUGCCCCUAUUGGCCUCUACAAACAUACUUCUGCUGCAGAUCUGUUCAUGACGGCCAAACGCCUCCCCAUGUCUCUCCUUUUCAUUUCACACUGUCAUAUUUUCUGGCUUUGUCUUUUAUUGUAAACUGUGGUUUUUUCUUCUUUUAGGUUUGUGAAUGGCAUGGUGUAUUACGGAGUGUCUUACAGCUCUCCGUUUGUUGGUGGUAACGUGUACCUCAACUUCUUCAUCACAAGUACUGUAGCAUUGGUUGCCUACCCCGCACUUGCCUGGGGAUGUAACAGGUUUGUCUUUUACUAUUAUGUUAUGUGAGCCGUCAGUGAUCCAAGGCCCAGUUAUUGAAGUACGGUCCUGAUCGAAAAGCUGCUUUUCUUUUUGCUAUGUUAACCCAGUUUAAGACCGAGAUUUUGAUAGUUAGGAAAUUCAUACAAAAAUAGACAGAAUGACCUAAUUUUGAGCAUAUUCUUGGACUGCUAUUCCAUUGACGCAGAUUUCAAAAUAUGGCUUGGGUUUGUAAAGUGAAAGGGACUUUCGAGAAAAGGGCUCCUUUCUUUUGAAUCUCAUCAUACCGUUUUGGUUGGUUUUUGGUGAAUUCGCCACAUUUCAAGUCAUUCCCUACCACCUUUACUAGUGCGCCCCCUAGCGUUAAACAAGUCCCCCCAUCUUAAUUAUGCAUGACCUUUUCAACAGAUUUGGCCGCAAGAAGACCAUAUGCUGUGGUCUUUUCUUUUCUGCUGUUGGUUCUUUUGGAUCCGUUGUGCUCACUUUAUUUGACGAUGGGGAAAGUAAAGGUACGGACGCCGUUCAGUAAACACUUCUUGCUGUUGGAAUGGAAUAUUUGCAAAUUUAAGAUUGCUUACAAUUCCCACCUUUUGGUAGUUUAGUCGUUUUAUUCCAUUGAACAUAGUUAGUAGAGGAGACUCUACUAACUAUGCAUUGAAUGAUUAUAUGUUUAGCGAGGUCACUGAGAAACUCUAGUGAUGACAUUCCCCUCUCCACUUCAAUUCCCCGUUUAGUUCAUUUUAACAGAAGCAUAUCAUAUUUGUGCAUGUUCUCAGGCGUACGUUAUGAUAAAAUCUAAUUGUAGAUAGUUUUCAGACUUAUUUUGUCUUAAAACCCUCAUGCAUUUGACGUUCGCCAUUUGCAAGGAAUUUGAAAAGAAUGGGUGAAACGUCAUCUCUUCCAGAAAAUAUUUUCUCAUGCAUUUUAAUUUUUCCAUGGAGUCUACAUGUGACAGAAACUAUCCCCCAUGUAUUUGGUCCAAAGCCUCGAUAGCAACUUGUGACUCAAGACAAAAGACUCCGAAUUUCUAAGCGUUGACUAGUUAUCAUUGUACACUGUUUUAUACUCAACAGACCAUACUGGUAUCAUAAAUUAAAUUUUCUGUCACACAGCACGUUGCACGACGCCGUUCAUGUUAAGCUCAUACUUGUCUUGUCUAGUAACGCUAAAAAACUCAACAGAAAUGAAAAAAAAAAUCAACAACAAUAGCAACAAGUACAACCAGUUACGGCCGUUAGGAUGGCAUCUGUUUCAAACAUAAAUAGUAAAGUUGAAUUAUAACUGCUGACAGCCGUGUGUUUGCCUCUUUUCUAUCUUAGGAAUAUUGGCUGGAAAAAUCAUCUUUUCGUUGUGUAUUGCCAAGUUUUUCAUCGUCUUUGCUUUUGACGGAUUUUACGUCUACUCCGCUGAACUGUUUCCUACGGUUGUCAGGUACUUAUGCGCCCAUAUUUUCGGGGAAAGAAUGUUCCAGGAGCCAGACAUAAUGAAGUUAAUGACGAUGAAAAUAAUAAUGACUAUGACGACCACGAUGAUACUGAUGAUGAUAAUGAUAAAGAAAUAAAGUGCUGUAUAAUUUGAGAAAGUCAGUGCAGUGGAUUCUGAUCCAACUAAAGCAUAUUGGUAAAUUUAUCUGUUUGGAACAGACAUAACUUAAUGCUUAUCAAAUAGGUUAACUGCCUUUUUUAAACGUAUUACUAGUAUCCACUAAAGGCAUUAUCACUGGUCAUUUUUGGUUGUCGUGGUAACAUGAUAAUUUAAAAGAAUGAUGUUCACCUCAUAACUGAGUCAUCACCAACCGUUGGCCGAUGGCUGACUUAAACUCCUCGGCCGACAGGUGAACAACAGUUAAUGUUCUAAAAUGACCAAUUUAACUGUCGGUCGAAAGACGACCAACAGAUGACCGACAGUCAACCGACGAAUGAUCGAAAGUUAUUCGACAUACAAUAGGCAUUUACAGGACAGAUGGCCGACAAUCAACCGGCAGAUGUCCGACAGUUAACUGACAGACGGUCGACAGUUAAUCGACAGAUGUCUGACAGCAAACCAAUAACUAGACGACCGAUUGUCUUCCUUAGGGAUCUGAUCUUCACUUUUAGACCGAUUUUCCCACUCAUCUUUGUUCUUUUCACUCUCAGAAAUGUUGGAAUGGGAACUUCUACAUCUGCUGCCCGCGUGGGAUCAUUCCUAUCGUCUUACAUUGUUUAUUCGGUAAGUUUAAUUGCCCCUUUUGACUUUUAGCUGUCUCUCGGCAACCAUUUCUUUUCUCCAUCUCAGGCCUCAAUGGAUCAUUUCUUAAAUAAUCCUCUCCAUAGGUAAAAAAUUCUAGAAAUAUCCCGAGAAUGCAAUUCUAGUGCACAUUGACAAAGGCCGGCAUGUUAAGAGAAAUGCACUUUACAUGAAACGAGAUAUCAACGUAGAACUGAUUUAGCCAAUCGAAGUUAGGAUUCAGGCUUUAAGGUUGGCCUCGGUACGAGUAAUGGUGUGAGGUGCGGUGGCAAUCAAUGAAAACAGUGAAACAAUGAUUUUUGUUCUAUUAUUAAAAGUUGUUGUUAUUGUUGUAGCAACGUGUACACAAACUACUACCGUUUGGCAUUAUGGGUUUGAACGCGUUGAUAGCUGGGUUACUGUGCAUGACGUUGCCGGAGACACGUGAUCAACCAACCUUGGAAGUCAUGGAAACAACAGAUGAAGGACAAAAUAUGGAGCUGCUUGCUCAGGAUGAUGAAAAGAAAAAGAGGGCAGACGACAGCCAUCUGUAGCAAGAAGAAAACAAACAUACUAAACCGAAUAAUAAACAGC